This is a messenger RNA of Capronia coronata CBS 617.96, 1353 nucleotides long. Its product is annotated as ribose-phosphate pyrophosphokinase. Gene Ontology annotation, cellular component: cytoplasm; ribose phosphate diphosphokinase complex. NCBI's taxonomy places the organism in Eukaryota, Fungi, Ascomycota, Eurotiomycetes, Chaetothyriales, Herpotrichiellaceae. Gene Ontology annotation, biological process: purine nucleotide biosynthetic process; 5-phosphoribose 1-diphosphate biosynthetic process. The transcript has 2 exons. Gene Ontology annotation, molecular function: magnesium ion binding; ribose phosphate diphosphokinase activity. Bases 1 to 1353 code for a protein of 450 amino acids. The record is from RefSeq and is a predicted model, not a curated record.
AUGGUUCGCAAUAUCGUCGUUCUCGGCGGCUCGUCCCAUCCAACCCUGACCGACACAAUCUGCGAAAUCCUCGGCAUCCAGCAAGGUUCAGCUCUCUUCUCCAAAUUUUCCGUCGGCGAGACUCGAGUCGAGAUAGGAGAAUCAGUGAGAGGAAAAGAUGUCUAUAUCAUACAAUCAGGCGGUGGAAAAGUCAACGAUCAUUUCAUUGAACUUCUCAUUGCCAUCUCGGCGUGCAAGACCGCCUCGGCGAAGAAGGUGACCGCCGUGCUGCCACUCUUCCCUUAUUCGCGCCAGUCGGACAUCCCCUACAACAAGACCGAAGCACCUCUUGUCAAAGCCUCGAACCUGUCCAACAAGCUGGUGGCAGACUCCAAUGGGUAUACUUUCGACAGUAUUCCACCCACGCCGCACCCAGACAGAGGCGAAAGCCAUGGGCUGACCAAUAGCAAUGCCCACCUACUUCAUAAAGUCGCUUCCCGAUCACAGUUGGACGAGGUUGAGCAUAGCCCGACACAUCAGGCUCGCUUCAAUCACUAUCGCGACUCUAGCACCCACUCAAGCACAAAGUCGGACUAUUUUGCUGGGUCUCGAAAACGGGGAGACUCGUUUACAUCCAUGACCAACGGUAUCACCAGCCACGAUUUUGCUGCAAAAGUGGAUCCUCAGGACAGCUUCAAACCUCGUCCUGGCUAUCGCCAAUGGGUCGCUCAAGCGGGCACUCUGGUGGCCGACUUGCUCACCUGUGCUGGUGCCGACCACAUCAUCACAAUGGAUUUGCACGAUCCCCAAUAUCAAGGCUUCUUCGACAUUCCCGUUGACAAUCUGUACGGUCGACCAUUGUUGAAAAAGUACAUCCAGCACAAUAUCCCAGACUAUAAAAAUGGCGUGGUGGUCAGCCCUGAUGCGGGUGGUGCGAAGAGGGCCACUGCGAUUGCCGACUCCCUAGGCAUCGAAUUCGCUCUGAUCCACAAGGAGCGGAGACCGACCAAGAUUACAGACCGGCAAAAUGCCACAAUGAUGUUGGUUGGCGAUGUCAGCGGAAGGGUUGCCAUCCUGAUUGACGACUUGGCUGAUACCAGCAACACGAUCACCAGAGCAGCGAAACUCCUGAAGAAGGAGGGUGCUAGCAAGGUAUACGCGCUGGUCACCCAUGGUGUCUUGAGUGGUGAUGCAAUUGACCGAAUCAAUGCAAGCGCGCUAGAUAAAGUCAUUGUCACCAAUACAGUGGAUCAGCGGGAUCAUAGUAGACGAUGCCCGAAGUUGGAGGUUCUCGAAGUCGGACAUGUCUUCGCUGAGGCUAUCCGCCGAGUCCACUACGGAGAAAGUAUCAGUGUACUGUUCCAAUACGACUAG